AUGAAGUGGCCCACCACAAAGAAUUUUGGCGAGAUUGCCGGCUUCAAGUGGUCAUUGUUCGCCCAUCGAUUCCGGUACGGUGGCGGCACCAUCCUCAAUGAGAGUGGGCUUGUAGGUGAUGCACAGCAGAACUUGAUUAUGAAGCAUGUAGACAUCCGAACGUUUCUGAACCAUUACCUUCCUCGACGAAUCGGCACCGAUAUGCAGGCACUGAUGAGGGACCUUGCGCCAGAUUCCGCCAUGAUGCGCGCUAAAGCCACAGUCGAACAAGAUCCAGAGCUCCGGAAAGCCAUUCAGAAGCGGGAUGCAUUCAGCCGGAGGCUUCAGCGUCGUCGGAAAACGACUGGUCGAGAUUCAGAUCGACUUGCCAAACUGAAGAGACAGGUCACGAAUGCGCGGAAUCGGCUGCUGUAUGCCCUCCGCCAGCGAGUGCGGGAAGAAUCCGACGAGGAGCAGGCGGUCCUCGACAUUGAGCGACAGCUAGCGGGCACUUCGCUUCCCGACGAAGAGGCCAAGGAACAAAUCCAAGCCACAGAGCACCUUCUCCCACAACAAACCUCCCUCAUAGGCAAACUUAUGACGUGGCCCACCUCUUUGUCAGUAGAAGACGAGUGGCGGCGACGCAAUGAGGCCACUGAGGCUGUACGGCUGUAUUGUGAUGUCCUAGAAGGCGGCCCGCGACGCGGGCGACGAUGA
Aspergillus luchuensis is the source of this 696-nucleotide messenger RNA. RefSeq lists its product as uncharacterized. The transcript is spliced from 4 exons. Bases 1 to 696 code for a protein of 231 amino acids. The record is from RefSeq and is a predicted model, not a curated record. NCBI's taxonomy places the organism in Eukaryota, Fungi, Ascomycota, Eurotiomycetes, Eurotiales, Aspergillaceae.